This is a messenger RNA of Gastrolobium bilobum, 2617 nucleotides long. RefSeq names its product pentatricopeptide repeat-containing protein At2g06000-like. Lineage: Eukaryota; Viridiplantae; Streptophyta; Magnoliopsida; Fabales; Fabaceae. The transcript has 2 exons. Bases 143 to 1903 code for a protein of 586 amino acids. The record is from RefSeq and is a predicted model, not a curated record. Gene Ontology annotation, molecular function: protein binding.
GUUAUCUUCCCUUCGCGGUCGUUGAUUUCGCCGUCACCGCUAUUUCCCCACAACAUUCAAAACUCAAUUCCCAUCUUUCCCUUCAACAUUCCCAUCACUGUUCUCUUCACAACACACUCGCGUGAAAUGCUCGAGCCUCGUCAUGCAUUCGUUCACCUCGAUGGAGAACCGUGACCCCACUCGAAGGCCCGCGCGUGCGCGAAGAAACACCGGAACCGGUUGCAUUUGCGUCGGGCACGUGGAUGAUUCAAUCGAUGGCAUGGCGAAGCACUUGACCCUCUCAUUCUUCACGACCCUUUGUUCAAGAAGCAGCAGCGUCGUUCGAGCCUCCGAUGCCGGCGCCGUCGACUGUCGCCUCACGGAGGACAUUGGUUCGAUCAGAAUGGCUGAAGCUUGGUUCGUUAAGAUCGCUUGUACCGUUUUGGUUCGCUCUAACUCACUCGACAAGUUCUUAGGUUAUUUUAGUAAGCACUUAACUCCUUCGCUUGUUUUGGAGGUUGUUAAUAGGGUUAACGCUCCUAAUUUGGGGUUUAAGUUUGUUGAAUUCAGUAGAGAUAAGUUGCAUAUGAAUCAUUGCUAUUGGACUUAUAAUGUGCUUUUGAGGUCCCUUUGUCAAUCGAAUCUUCAUAAUUCCGCGAAAAUUGUGUAUGAUUGGAUGAGGUGUGAUGGUCAGUUUCCUGAUAAUUGGUUGUUAGGGUUCUUGGUUUCGUCCUAUGCCCUCGUAGGUAGGUUCGACAUCUCGAAGGAAUUGCUUGCUGAUUUUCAGGGAAAUAAUGUUGGUGUCAAUGCUGUUGUGUAUAAUGACUUGUUCAACAUCUUGAUAAAACAGAAUAGGAUUGGUGAUGCUCUUGUUCUGUUUGGGGAUCUUAUCCGGUUGCGGUAUCGGCCCGCAAUUCACACGAUCAAUAUUUUAAUCAGAGGGUUGUGCAGGGCAGGGAAGAUUAAUGAGGCUUUUAAACUUCUCCGUGAUUUAGGGAGUUUUGAAUGUUCGCCUGAUAUAGUUACGUAUAACACUCUUAUACAUGGUUUAUGCCGAAUUAGUGAAGUUGAUAGAGCUAGAAAUCUGCUAAAUGAAGUUUGUUUGGGAAGGGAGUUUUCCCCUGAUGUUGUUAGUUAUACGACAAUAAUAUCAGGUUAUUGCAAGUUGAGUAAGAUGGAGGAGGGGACUUUGCUUUUUGAUGAAAUGAUUAGAUCUGGAACAAAGCCUAAUACAUUUACUUUUAAUGCUCUUAUUGAUGGUUUUGGUAAGAUAGGUGACAUGGCUUCUGCGCUAGCCUUGUAUAAGAAGAUGCUUGUUCAUGGUUGUCCUCCCGAUGUUGUUACUUUUACUUCACUAAUUAAUGGCUACUUUAGAGUUGGACAUGUGAACAGUGCCUUGGAAAUGUGGCAUGAAAUGAAUGACAGAAAUAUUUCUGCGAGUUUAUUUACGUUCUCUGUUCUUGUCAGUGGCCUUUGCAAUCACAACAGACUACAUGAAGCCCGUGACAUUUUGAGAAUUCUGAAGCAGAGUGACAUUUUCCCACAACCAUUUAUCUACAAUCCUGUUAUUGAUGGAUAUUGCAAAUCUGGGAAUGUUGACGAGGCUAAUAAAAUUAUAGCAGAUAUGGAGGAGAAGAGGUGCAAGCCUGAUAAGUUGACCUAUACCAUUCUUAUUAUUGGGCACUGUAUGAAAGGGAGGAUGCCUGAAGCAAUUGGUAUCUUCGAUAAGAUGUUGGCAGUUGGUUGUGCCCCAGAUGAAAUCACAGUAAAUAAUUUAAGUACCUUUCUUUUGAAGGCUGGAAUGCCUGGUGAAGCUGCCCGCAUUAAGGAAGCUCUAUGUCAGAACCUGUCCUUGGGUUCUUCACCAUCAAAGAAAUCUUAUAAUGAAAGUACAACUUCAGAGUUGCCCAUUGCUGUAUAUUGAAGUGCCAUUGCAAACCAGUGGUUAGACAUGGCCUUCCACCAUUAUGCCUUGAGUGCUGGGUGCAUGCGUUCAGCUUGUGGAACAUAGGAAUGCAAUCGUCGGGCAGAGUGUCUCUAUUUUCUGGAGACUAUCAACAUUUGCUUUUGCAUUGGUAUUCCCUCCACGUUUCUGCGGAUUGUUUUUGAACCUCAAGUUAGGUAUGGCAUUGGUAUUUUGAAUUGUAACUGUGAACGCCUAAAUCCCAAUCCCGGGGUGGAUAAGAUACUUUAAAUCACUGAAGCCUUGAUCUUAAGGCCUUGCAGGUUCCGAGACAAUGCAUGUCUUAGGUUUUGGAAGUAUUUGGAGAGGCCCCGUUUUCAUGCUUCACCAUCCCCAGCAUGAUACAAAUGUGAAUGUCAAUGAGUUUAACGUGGUUGUUAACUGGUUCGAAGCUUGCCACUGAUGUGUAAGGAGAUAAGUCAUGUCGUACGAGAUUUUAUGCUUAAAAGUUCAUUUUAUCAUUGGCUAAUGGCUGACCUUUGGGUUUAAAUUUAUCUGUUGAAUUAGGUUUUCUAUUCAUCUUUUUUUGGACUGAUGAAUAGUAGUUUUAUCAGAUGUUACUAAGGGGGACGCAUGACCCCAAGGAUUUUCGCCCAUGUGCUGAAAUUGUUUGAUUCUUUUUGGACUGUGUAAAGUACUAUGUAAUAAAAAAAAGUGCGAGUUUCCCAUAAAUGA